Molecule: messenger RNA, 4370 nt
Organism: Clupea harengus (Atlantic herring)
Lineage: Eukaryota; Metazoa; Chordata; Actinopteri; Clupeiformes; Clupeidae
Gene: igf2b
Product: insulin like growth factor 2b
Biological process (GO): positive regulation of transcription by RNA polymerase II; regulation of muscle cell differentiation; positive regulation of activated T cell proliferation
Cellular component (GO): extracellular region
Molecular function (GO): hormone activity; growth factor activity; insulin-like growth factor receptor binding
Source: RefSeq, a predicted model, not a curated record
AAGAAAGUGAAAUGACGUAGACCUUCUGCCUGUUAUACGAACAUAUACUCACAGAUGUCAAAACAGCUGAAGCUUGAAUCUACUCCUGAUUCUACUUGCACCCUAGAGGGAAAAUGCAGAGGGAAGAAUUGGUUUUCAAAGAACAAGCGUGGCUUAACUUACUUUCUCGGCUGACAGUUGAGAUGCACGUCUUCGAGGUUUCUCAAGAGGCAGCUCGUACUGGUCUGUCUUGUUGGAGCGUCCCCACUCUGAACUCGGGACAAUCCGGCCAGCGGGCUGAUCGCCAGGGGGCAUCAGCACUGUGGGGUUACUUGUGAUCAGAGGCGGGGAACCAGCAGAAAGCUCAUAGUGCUGAGUAGGGUGAUUUAAGAUAGAUGAGUAUUGAGCAGCCAGUCUUGCAACUUGUUGAGCAUUGUGUAAGACAGCGGCACAUCGCAGAUAAAAGUCGCCCCGCUACAAGCAAUCUUUUCCUUGAGGUGCAAUAAAGAGGAGCAGAUGAACAUGGAGAUUGGAUUGUGGAAUUCGUUCAGACGACCUAAGCUGCAAAGAGAGAGGAGUUACAUAAAAGUAAAUGCUGAAAUCAGAGUGAUGUCCUCGUCUAGCCGGAUGCUGGUGUGCGCCCUGGCUCUCGCACUGUACAUGGUGGAAGUUGCCUCGGCAGAAACGCUCUGCGGAGGAGAGCUGGUGGAUGCGCUGCAGUUUGUGUGCGAAGACAGAGGCUUCUACUUCAGUAGACCGACCGGCAGGAAUAGCAAUCGACGCUCUCCGACUCGAGGGAUCGUAGAGGAGUGUUGCUUCAGGAGCUGUGACCUUAAUCUUCUGGAGCAAUACUGUGCCAAGCCUGCUAAGUCAGAAAGGGACGUUUCGGCCAUGUCUCUUCAGGUCAUACCGGUGUUGCCAGUACUAAAACAGGAAGUCCCAAGAAAACAUGUGACCGUCAAGUAUUCCAAAUAUGACUUGUGGCAGCGCAAGGCAGCCCAGCGUCUCCGGAGGGGCGUCCCAGCCAUCCUACGGGCCCGGAAGUUCCGGCGACAGGCGGAGAGGAUCAAGGCCCAGGAGCAGGCCCUGUUCCAUCGACCCCUCAUCACGCUUCCCAGCAAACUGCCUCCGGUCCUCAUGCACACGGAAAAGUACGUCAACCACAAAUGAGUUUGGGAUUGUUUGCACAGGAGAAGAGUUGGAAAAGAAGAGGAAGAAAAAAAAGACUAGGGGAUUAAAGCUUUGUCUCUGACGUCAUCUCUGUGGCAGUUUUCUCCUCUCCAUCGCCCCCCCCCCCCAGCCCCAGACUACCCAACCCUCCCCAUACGUACAUGCUCACAUUCUUCACCCAUCUCUGUUCGUACUCUGUCAUUCAAAACACAAAAGGACACAACAAAAACUGAGAGAAUAAAGAGUUAGCAGUGGAAAAAAGGCUGAAUGCACUUCAGGUGGAUCCUAAAAGAAUAGAAGAACAACACGGAAAGGAAGAUGGAAAAGCCGCCUGGCUUGCAAGUGUCAAGAGGAGAAUUUUUUUUUCUUUUGAUGUUUUUUGUGAUUUCUGAGGACACCAGAAUGUGCUUAGCAUGAAAGAAUCCAUUCCACACAAUUUCUCCCAAGACAUAAGUAUCUCUUUUAGUCCUUUUUUGAUUAGUUUGCACCUAAACUGUAAAGGAACAUCCACACUGUAAGGAAUUAUUUUGUAAAAUUAGAUUCCUGUUCCAGCACCUUGUAAUCACAAACAAAAAGCAGAAAAGAGUCUGCAAAUUGCACAUCGCCACGGAUUACGUCAAAGUUCUUGUUAAGUAAAUAAAAAAGGCACUAUUUUUUUAUGGACUAUGAACGUGUAGCUCAAAAAAAUGUCAUGGUGCUAGCUUGGGGAUGGACGCAAAGAAGAGGAGAUUGAAAAGCACGUUUUUUUUCUUUGAAUAGUUAUUAAAAACUUUCCGUUUUAAGGAAAGUGUGACUUUUAAAAUAAAAGUGGAAAGAGAAUGAAGAGGGUCUAUUGGCUGAACCGGCGAGAGAGGGGAAGUUACUGUUGCGGUGGCAGUGGUGGUGCGUUGUCGCGUUCUGCUGCUGUGGUACACACGCCAGGCCAUGCCUCUGGUCCCGGCUACUCCCAUGAGGCCUGCAGUUGCAGUGCACUGUGGGAUAGUGAGGGGAGGACAUCACGCCUGCGAAUGGACUGCUCUUCCUGUUAGUGCUGGCUGCGCCACGGUAUCUUACCUUGCACUUCAGGAAGUGAAACCUUAAAAGACAUGGAAGAAGUGGGAUGUUUGAUUUUUUUGUUUUUGUUUUUAUUCAAGUUUUUUUUGUCCUCAUCAUGGAAAUGUUUCAAGGAAAAAAAAAGAAAAAAAAGUUUCUGGUACCGUGACAUUCCUGUUUUGGUUUUGUUCCUGAUUUUUGUGGUAAUGUUAUUUUACAGUUCUGAAGAAAGGCACAAAUUUCAAUUCAAAGGGAAAAAACGCAAUAAUGUCAACUAACAAUAUAUUUUAAUGUAUAUCAGUAGUAUUCACAUGCUUUUGCCUGAAAACAAAUACUUGAAUAUAUAUAAAUAUAUAAUUAGUUUCCAGGGACGUCAUGUUAUAUUCUUUUAGUCUGAGCUGUAUCAUGCGUAAUGAGCCGCAAAGCUUUUUGUUUGUUUGUUUAAAUACAAAUAAGGGCACUGUAUAAAGGCAUUAUUUAUUUUGUUAUAAAAAUAUAUAUGAAAAUUGGUCCAAAUAAUAUACGUAGCACUGAUGCUCAACUGACGGAUUUAUUUUAUAUGCUCUCUUUUUUUCCCGAUUUACUUGUAAUGCUUUUUGUAGAUGCUUUGUACCAAAAAUAUUUCCUUUUUUCCUUUUGGUUUGCCACAGAGCGAUUUUAAAUGAAUAUUUCAACAGCAGCAGUAGCCUGGAUUGCUUAGGCAUGUUAUGUCACAAAAAUAGGCACAUAUUCUGAAUACUCUUUUCUGCAUGGCUCCGUGAUCUGCCAAAUGGGGUUUCUGCUAAAAGGAAAGGAAAAAACCUCCAUGCCUGACUUCCAUCCAGUGCGGUUUGCAACUAUCCAGACAAACCUCUUCCAAGUAUGCAUUGAUUGUACUCAAACCCACUACAGUUUAAGCCACUUCAGUAUCAAUCAUGGUAUCGCUUUGGACAAAAGCGUCUGCUAAAUGACUUAAUGUAUAAGUGAUACUAUCUUUAUAUCUGGUUUUUUUUUCUUCUUUAUUUGUGAUUUUUUUAUUUUUAUUUGCAGACUUUGUUUGUGUAGAGCUGUGUGUGUUUCCUCUGUGCAGUAUGUGGCUGGGUAUGAAGUGUGGGCAGGUGGCAGCGCUCAGGGCAAAGGGACCUUAUGUUAGAAAGAGCAUCUCUGUCCUACCUUACCGAUGCCUCACGCCAAUAUCCAGCCAGCCACUCUAGUCAGGCUUCCUUUCAUCUGUACCCCUAGGUCACAUAGAGGUGAUUGAGGCAUUCAUUGUGGGAGAGAGAGAGUGUCAGCAUUCUCCAUCCACUCUUUCCUCAGAGUCUCUCUUAAUCUCUCUUUCUUAUCAACAAUAUGCCCCAAAUCUUAUAAACUGCCUUUACCCGGGAUGGGUUUGCCUCCUUUCUCGCAUCAGUGUGUAUUUGAUGAAGGGCUACCAUACUGAUCCUCAUCUUAAGCAGUUGAUAUACUCAGGAAACGAUAUGGUCUGCCAGAGAGAUUAAAGAGAGACACUCGUGGGCCGCCACCCUCCACCUGUGUAGCAGCACGACAUGCCCCCGUCCAAAAACGAUGCCUCAUAGCUCUCCUAGCCUGUUUGCGUGGUUUGUUGAUUGGCUCGCUCGUUCCGUUUGACCUAACGAGACUGACAACUCGUUUGGGACGAGCAGAGUUAUGCCUGUGUUAAGCCUGUGUCCUGUCUUGUACUGUUUAAACUACCUGUUCUUUUAUUGUCUUCAUCAUCGUGCUGGGUUGUGCCUCCAGCUGCUCAAAGUCAUUGGUGGGCCUCUCUGCAUCACUAGGCCAUGUUAUAGCUGUGAUAGCUGCGUCUGUUCGAUCGUCCCAUUUCAGUUGUAUAACAAAGCAGUGCAAUUAUUAUUAUUAUUAUUAUUAUUGUUAUUAUAAUGAUGAUUUAUUAUUAGGAUAUCCCAUAUUUCCAGUGACAUUACAACAUAUUUCUUUGUAUGUUCUACUGCUAGGACUGCAUUCAUUUUUGUUGUGUUUGAACAGGCUACUACUCGUCGAAGAAAACCUCUUUUUUUUUUCUCGCUGAUAUGAAGGGAUCUCUUUUUGCCUUCCAGUGGCAAGAUUUUAGUGUCGGUAGCCUUCUCAUCCUGUGCCAAUUUCAUUACUUUAACCUCUGCACGCUAGAACGUCCGAAUGCACAAUUCAUGUACUUUCAUUUUUAAUAUCAAUAAAAAAACAUUUUAUCAAAA